AGGCAGAACAUGCAGAAAUGUACGGUGGCCGAGACCCGCCAUCGCUGCAAAUAAAAAAACGCUGCAAACAAAAAGAAACCACGCUGCAAAUAAAAAGAAACGCUGCAAACAAAAAGAAACCACGCUGCAAAUAAAAGAAACGUUGCAAAUAAAAAGAAACGCUGCUGCAAAUAAAAAGAAACACUGCUGCAAAUAAAAGCAAGGCUGCAAACAAAAACAAACGCGGCUGCAAAUAAAAACAAACGCUGCAAAUAAAAAAAAGCCACAACGGAAGUGCAUUACGGGGGAUUAUUUUUGCCGAUACACCGGUGUGAGAAGAAGACGACGAAGAAGAAGAAGUAAAAGAAGAAACAAGAACAGGAAUACGACUUGGAAAACGAACGAGAAAAUCAUAAUGUAUUGUCCUUUUUGUGGACACCAGCAGGCUUCUGAAGCAGUGUUUUGCUGUUCAUGUGGCAAGAACAUCAAAUUCCUGUGUGAUGUUGAUGAUGAAAAACCUGGCACAAGUCAGGAGGUUCCUGGAAAAAGUAUACUGGAGUCAUUUCAGACUUUCCGGAGUCUUAAAGAGAAGGAGAGACGAGCAUAUUUCAAAAAGAAAAAAGCACCAUCAAAAGACAACCUGAAGGUUGUGAAGAUUUCAGUAGGCCUUAUGCAGCUGAAAGAUGGUGGACUGAAGACUGUAAGAGGAACAGUACUUCCCCUUUUGGUGCAACCAGAGUGGGAUGCUGACAAAUUGCAGAGAGCUGCUGAGCAAAAACUGAAGGCCUUCCACAGCAAUUUACAUGGUGGUCCCUACGUACUGCUCUACCCUGACGGUACAAAGAUAAUUAAUAUACCAGGAACAGAAGUACCUUUCACUCUAAAAGAGUACAAGGAGGCAUUGGGAAAGGCCUACCAACGUAUCACACUGUACAUUUGUACAGCUGAAGAUUUCUUUACCUCUUCUCAGGAAACCAACUCUGAAUCCAACUCGGCGGAUUCAGAGGUGAUCAUCAUGAGUCCAAGGUCUAAAGAAUUCAAUGCAGCUGAUACAUUAUUGUGGGAACCUGCAGAUGGAGAGUCAGGCACUGAUUCAGCAGCUCCAGUUUUACUUUCUGACUCACAAGAGGGCCCAGGAACAUCAGGAGGUGCGAUGGAAACUACGUGCUAUAGCAAAUAUACUCAGCUGUAUGCGCCAAUUGUAAUCGAGAACGAGGAUGACCCAGACAGUGUUGAGUGCAGUCAUGACAUUCCAGAGGAUACAGGGGUGGACAAGCCAUCAAUUUCUGAGAUAAUUGCAAACCUGGCACUCGAGAUUGACCAUCAAGCUGUCAGCAGAUUUAACAUCUGUCGCUCUGACAUCUGGAAUGGGGCAGUCAGAGGAUUUAAAAGGGCAACAUUCUCAGAAAGGAAAGACAUCCUGGUGAAAUUCUCUGACAAUGAAGGGAGGCAUGAAGAAGGUCCAAAAGAGAGUUCCUCUCCCUUCUGAUGAAAGAGCUGAACAAACGGCCCAUAUUUGAUGGGCCUGUGGAGAGCCGCUACCUGGUCUACAAUUCAACAGGUUUUGU
This is a messenger RNA of Acanthochromis polyacanthus (spiny chromis), 1547 nucleotides long. RefSeq lists its product as uncharacterized. Bases 395 to 1468 code for a protein of 357 amino acids. The record is from RefSeq and is a predicted model, not a curated record. Lineage: Eukaryota; Metazoa; Chordata; Actinopteri; Pomacentridae. The transcript is spliced from 9 exons.